GAAUCUAGUAAAAACGAAUGGGAGUAUUUUUAGGUCCGAGUUCUGCCUAGGUGUUACGCUUAGCGCGUCAGUUGGGCUGCAAAGUAUCAAAACCAUUGCUGGCAACACGUUUCUGCUUUGCUUUAGUACGAAAUGUCUAGGACAGGCAUGUUGAAUUUGGCUGCCUACUAGGGGUUUCGGAACACUGCAGCUUUUCGGGAACAUGUCAGAGUCGCUUCUUAGCGAUGCCCUACCUAUUGUCGUAGUUAUUGGUGCUUUGUCCGGCGAACUUAAGUGUUCAAGCCCAGCUGCCCGAGCAAUAUGGGCCAUACACGACUUGGCGCCAGCGCCUCAGGACGGCAGCAUCGAGGAUACACUGUAUGAGUUGAGUUCCGGUGCACUUGAAACUGCUCUUUCAUCGCGCCGCGAGCUCUUGUCGACGCUUUUGGGACCGCAAAACGCCGGGUUCCUCCUCUCCAGCCUUCUGGAACAGCGGAAGCGUGAGUGCGCCAAGCUCGACGCGUGGGCACUCACUCUUUUGCCGACUCCUGGAGCUUUACAUCAUUCUCCGGAGGCAAUCCCUCACGAUUUGGGUCAACGCCCAUUUGCCAGAGCGGAGGAGGCCGGCGUAGGUGGCGACCAGGGUGACGAAAUCGCGGUGACAGCUGCUACCGUGCCGCUGCGGGUUGACCCUGCUCCGCUGCAGCAAGCGCAGCAGCAAACCCCCCUGGACUCCCCAACGCAUGGCAAUGUGCAGCCCAGCAGCGUUGAAACCCAGUCAUUGCCCGCGGGGUCGCACCCACACGACUUCCAAGCGGCGCAGCGGCAGCAACACCCGCAGCAGCCGGAGGAGGUAUUGCAGGAGCGGCAGCCAGCGCAGGGCCAGCAGCAGCAGCGCCCGCAUACAGCCUUGCCAACGGCCAGCAGCCAGCUUAGGGGUCUUAGUUCCCAUGCAGACAUGCGCCAUGACGGUUACGACAGCGGCUAUGACAGCUCCUCCAGAGCGUUGUUCUCCUCGUCGGCCACUCCGCUGGAGCUGCCAGACCGCCUUACCCUGACUCCCGAGGAGGUGGAGGCCCUAGCUGCUGGCGACAGCUCCCACCAACACAUCCUCAUGUCCCAUGCACUCAUGGAGGUUAACGAUCCUUCUGAGCGGCCGUGGGGCCGCGGCCACAGCGCAUUGGCCCAGGAGGGCAGCAGCGGCUUGUUGGAUCCGGUUGUACGGCGAAUCCUGGACAGCGCGACCUCCAUGUACCAGCCACGCAAUGGUCCGUUUGCGUCACAGCGCUAUCGCAUGCCCGACGGUGAAGGGGCAGGCAUGCGAAGCAGCGCCCUUGAAUGGGCACAGGGCGCAGGGGGAAGCCCGUCGUCUGCUGUUGGUGCUGCUGCCGCCGUUGCUGAUGCCUUGAUCUUGCAGCACCCUGAAAUCCUGGGCGCAAGGGCCUCAGGCAGGGGCAGCGAGGGAAGGCGGUUGGGAGCGCCCCAUGUGUUGGCGGCUCCUGCGCUGUACGGUGCAGCGACCGCAAGAGCCGCAUCGUCCUCGGCUGUCGUGGCCCCUGCCGACCCGCAAGGCCCUGCCAUGGAGGCCCCCAACGCAGGCGGCACGGGCACCAGCGGCGUCCCACUGCUCACCGCGGGCCGGCUGGAUGCGUCGGGGCACCGCAGCCCCGUGUCGUCUGUGGGUGUGCCGCCACCGUCGAUAACGGAGGGGGAGGCUGAGGGGUGCCUGACCUCCUCUGGUGAGAACUCACCCACGUUGCAGACGCUGUCUGAAUGGGCUCAGGCGCCGAAUGAGGAGCAGCAGGAGCCGUCCCUGCCAUGGCGUCAGCAGGUGGCUUCGCCGGCUGUGAUGGCUGCACUGGAAGCGGCUACCACGGUUGCUUCAUUGCACGCCGCAAUAGCCGGAGCCGCGACCGCUGCGGAGGCCUCAGCAGACUUGUACGGCAAAUUUACCAACUCGGCCGCGGCUGCAGAGCUUGUAGAUGCAGAGGCGUCACCCUUCACCUUUGCUCUAGCAGCCGCAGCUCAGCAAAGUGGUCAGCAACAACAAUUGAGUCAAUCGGGGCAAUCGGCUGCUCAGCCUAAUAACAUUCAAAACCAGGCGGGGGUUUCACGACCGGACGUUGCGGUUAACGAGCACCGCUUCGUGCGCCGGUCCGACACCCGCAGCCGCGUGCAAACGCUGCUCCGAGUGUACGACACGGCUCAGCCGACGGCGGCGGCGGCGGCGGCCCCAGCGCGCUACGCCGCGGGUACUGGCCAUCCUGCUCCUUGGGAGGCUACGGCUGCUGCUGCUGCUGGCCCCACGCUAGCCCCCAGGAGUGAUCUGGGUCCGACGGGUUUGCAGGGCAGAGCCCUAGCCCCAGGAAACUUUCCGCUUACCAACGGUGAGGACACCGGGUGCUCGUCUAGGCCAAUCGCAAGCAGCGGGUUUGAGGGGGUGGCGACCCAUGGGACGGUGGGCGGCGGCGUGGAGGAAGGCGGGGAUGCGACUGAGCCUGGGACUUCUGCUGGGGCUGCUGGGGCCCGCUGGCAUCAGGUUCGACUGCGACUCAUCAUGCCCCCGUGCAUUGAGGAGGGCCCGGAGGGAGCCGCUGCCCCUGCUGCUGAUGCUACUGCUGUAGCUGCGGAUGCUACAGCUGCUGCAGCGCCCGUACGGCUCCGUCGUUGGCAGCAUGAGCCGUACCUGCAGCUUGUGUCGUACGAUGUGGACGAGCUGGUUCGGGCGGCUGUGGCUGCGGAGACUCAGGUCGCUGAGCUGUAUGAGCGGCAGGUCCGGCUAGAGACGCUGCUUGCACACGAACACAAGCUUCUGGAGGCGAUCUUCCCGCGGCAAGCCAUCGAGCACAUGACCCGCGUCAUCGCUGCCCAGAGCGGCCUGUCCGCUCCCCCCGCCACACCCCGCCAUCCGAAAUCUGCCCCCACUGAUGCUGACCCCACAAACAAUACCACUGCUGCUGCCGCCGACGCCGCCGCCGAGGCAGCAGCAGCAGCCGCACGCUUCCCGGUAUCCGCAGCCAUGAACCGGGGCGUCAUACGGGUGCCGUCACGUCCAAGCCAUGGCCAACUUGGGUCGCUUACAUUGCCCCGGGGCCUUGCACCUGCCGAGCCUGCUGCUGCCACCUGCACCCGGGGUGCUCCCGCCACCCAGGAGGUGACAGCCCACACCGGCUCCGCCACCCUGGCAUCCGAGGACUUGGACAUGCCCACAACCACCACCGCCGCCGCCGCUGCCGCGACCUCCAUGGCCGGAGUCUUUCUUGGUGGAGGUGUGGGCAGCAGCUGUGCCCUGGUAUCGCUGGGCAGCAGUCCGGGCAAGGGAGGCGGAGGUGGGGCGGGGCCGUCAGCGCCGCCGCCGCCGCAGGUAGCAGCGGCAGCGCCGAUGGCGGCGUUCGCGCCGGCACCAGUAAGCAGCGCGAUGCUGCCCCUGGCCACCUGCCACCGUCACGUGACGGUGUUGUUCGCCGACAUCGUUGGCUUCACCUCCAUGUGCAACUGCCUGGAGCCGAUGGAGGUGAUGACCUUCCUCAACGGCCUCUUCACGCGCUUCGACUCGCUGUGCGACGUGUACGGAGUGUACAAGGUUGAGACCAUCGGCGACUGCUUCAUGGCUGUGGGCGGGCUCAUCACGCUGGACUGCGAGGGCUUCCGGGCGGUGCGCGGCGACGGCGCGGAGGACGGGCUGCACGCGCUCAAGGUGAUGUCGUUCGCCAAGGCGCUGCUGCGGGAGGCGGCGCGGCACGUGAUGCCGCACGACGGGCAGCCGCUGCGCAUGCGCGUGGGGCUGCACAGCGGGCCCGUCACCAGCGGCAUCGUGGGCAGCAAGAUGCCGCGGUUCUGCCUGUUCGGCGACACCGUCAACACGGCCAGCCGCAUGGAGAGCACGUGCGAGCCGGGCGCCGUGCACGCCAGCGGCGCCACGCGGGAGCUGCUGCCGGGGGAGCAGUGGACGCCCACGGGGGGGGUCGUGGUCAAGGGCAAGGGGGAGAUGCAGACCUUCCUCUGGCGCCCGCCACACGAUUGCUCGGAAGUCAAGGCCUUCCUCAGUUCGCCCCUGGCCCUGAUGGCCCCCGGCCUUCUGGGUGGCAGGAGCACCGGCCCCCUGGGCGGCCUGCUGACUGCACAGGACGGCGGCAGAGGCGCGGGUGCCAGUGCUGCCAGCCGCGCCGCUGUUUCAGAUGGUGAAGCCGUCCGGGCUCAGAUCGCAAGGAUGCGUUUGGCCGCCGCCGGAGCGGUCGCUGGUUCUAGCGGCAGCGGUGGUGGUGGUGAUGGUGCGGGAGCACAGGUGUGAUCGACGGCGGCAGCAGCAGCAGCUGCAGCAGCAGUAGGGGUGGCGGCGGGAUCUGCUGCAGCCGUGCGGUCGGGGCCGGCGGCGUUGGCGGGUGCGGAGACGGAGACGGAGUCUGCGAAGAACGUGACGGAAUGACAGGGAGAUGGGGCGCUGCUUGAGCUGGACAAACAAACGCAUGUGCUGCCAUGGUUCGAGGCCCCGCACACAACCGGCGGGUGCUGAGUUGUGGCAAGCGCUUUGCUUGGUAACACGAUGAGGAAAAGACAGCGGGCUUGCAUGGAGGUUUGCUGGGCACUGUGCCAGGCGGCCCGUCCUGGUGAUCUUAUGAAAAGCAGGAAGCACUAAUGAGAGCACAUGUGUCGAGAACGGUAAACAGAGAUGGGAACAUCUUGGAAGACGUUGAGUUGGUAACUUGCUGAGGCUCUUAGGAGAGGCUGUGGGGCGGUAAGGGAAGCGCAUGUGGCCACGUUUUUUCAUUUAUAUUGCAUACGCAUAGUGUGAUGCUUUGUACGGUACUUUGGGAAGUGUUUUCAAUAGAGCUCGUGUGUUUCCACGGGGCGUAACGUAAAGGCAAGGAGUUACCGUGUACCAAGCCUGGUUUCCGUGCGUGUGCCGGUUUAUGCGAAAGGUACGGUAGGUAGGGCGGGUUGGGAGGAUUAUGGUGCUCAGACUACGUUGCCGCGCAUAGCAGAAGUUCCAAGGAAAGCCCAAAAAAUGUUUGUACAGUGGCACGGAUUGGGUAUCCUUAUCCCAUCAGCAGGCUGCCAAAAUGACACUUAAAUUCUUUUUAACCCUACAUGUCUUGCUACAGCCCUUGAUGGGCGUGUCGGCUCGUUGCAUGUACUUUUCGAUGUGAUAUUGAUGCGGUGCGAUAGGAGCACGGUAGGCUUGGCUUGCCUCUUUUUGAUGUUCCUUUACGCUUGGGCGCUGGUGUAGGGUGUUGUCUCGAGAGGGUACGGGCUGCGGGACAGCGUCAUAAACACAGGCCAGCAAGUGUCUUGUUGGGGUACGCGUACCUUGGUUUGUAUGCUCUUUGCGAGCUACUGUUACCGUUAAAGGGAGUUUUUGGUGCGUUGAGGUGAAGGGACGCGUGGGACUUGUGAGGUGAGAUGCCAGCUGCGUGUUCGAAAAGGGGGGUUGGGGUACUUCAAGGUUUCGGCUGGUUGCUCGUGUGGUUGGUGGCACUCGCACAUCGACGCCAUUCGCGUUCAUUUAUUUUCCCCGAGGAUGAUUUGCGACGGGGAUAUUUAUCGGCGUCAUGUGGGUUAUAUAGUUGUGGGCAUCCCUUUGUUUUCCUUGCUUUCCAGCCCAUAGUGUUCUCUGAAAUGGCCUGCUGGUUUGCCAGCAGCUCUGUGGGCGGGAGGUCGAAGAGAAUGCCGUGUUAUUUUGACGUCGCUGGCUAUUCCUUAGCGAUAAGGCAUUGAGGACAACGAAUUUACCAGCGCAUGUGGGGUCGACUUUGCUGGCUAGAAAGAAGGUGAGGGAGCUGGCAAUGGUACGAAGGGAAGGGCAUGCGCUUUGCGGGAAAGCUUUGGGAGGAGAGUAUGGCGUAUAGGGUAGGACACAAGGUCGGAGAAGAGACGGUGGUUAGUACGGCGGUUUUUUGGUCUUGUUGAGGGUGAGAGGAUGCUUAUGGUUUUGUCCGAGCUUCAUUGGCAGGGGAGCACGCUAAGUAAGCUGUGCAUGUGGUUGGUGGGGCUGCCUAUGUAAACUAUUAGA
This is a messenger RNA of Astrephomene gubernaculifera, 5989 nucleotides long. The record is from the annotation of a GenBank genome assembly. NCBI's taxonomy places the organism in Eukaryota, Viridiplantae, Chlorophyta, Chlorophyceae, Chlamydomonadales, Astrephomenaceae.